Messenger RNA from Acanthocheilonema viteae, 1842 nucleotides. Lineage: Eukaryota; Metazoa; Nematoda; Chromadorea; Rhabditida; Onchocercidae. The record is from the annotation of a GenBank genome assembly.
AUGCAUGAUGAAUAUAAUGAAGAUUUAGAUCGUAAAGAAGUACGAGGUCCACCACCAACACUUGUUGAAUUAACUGUUCUUGCAUGGGUUUUCGGUUUGGUAUGGGUUGAAAUUAAGCAAUUAUGGAAUGAAGGCCUUUGUGAUUAUUGUUCCGAUCUGUGGAAUAUUCUUGACUUCGUAACUAACGCACUGUAUUUAUGCACUGUUGUACUUCGAAUCGUCGCUUAUUUACAGGUUGAAGCAGAAAUUCGUAAUCCACAAAUGCGACAUUUAGGACGUCACAUUAUGCGACGUGAUUGGGAUGAAUGGGAACCGACGCUAAUCUCAGAAUGUGCCUUUGCAACGGCUAACAUUUUCUCAUCCUUAAAAAUGAUUCAUAUUUUCACUGUUAAUCCACAUCUUGGACCACUUAGGAUAUCACUUGGUCGUAUGGUUUUGGAUAUUGUCAAAUUUCUUCUCAUUUAUUUUCUUGUGCUAUUUUCGUUUGCAUGUGGUUUGAAUCAAUUAUUGUGGUACUAUGCAGCGAUGCGUCAACAGGAAUGUGAAAAAUACCAAUCACUGAUAAGCAGUUCAUCUCAAAAUGUCCCAAUGAAAGAAUUGAUUCGAAUGGAAGAAUCAUGCGAUCCGAAAUAUCGUGCUUGCGAAAGUUUAUACAAUUCAAUGGGAACGUUAUUUUGGUCAUCAUUUGGUAUUAUUAUUUUGGAACAGUUAGAUAUCGUCGAAUCACAUGGCCCAACAAAGUGGACAGGCCGUACCAUACUUGGCUGUUAUUGUUGUUGCUCGGUGAUCGUCCUACUUAAUAUGCUUAUCGCUAUGAUGAGCAAUUCAUAUCAGGAUAUUUAUAAUCAAGCAGACGUUGAAUGGAAAUUUGCUCGAAGUAAACUUUGGAUUGAAUAUUUCGAUGAUACGGCAACACUUCCACCACCUUUCAAUAUGAUUCCCAGUCCGAAAAGUUUAUUCUAUUGUGUUCAGUGGUGCUUAGAAAGCAUUUAUCAAUCAAAUCGAACUGUUGGUUAUAAUUUUCGUAGUAUAAGGUUUGUUAUGCGUAAUUUGGUAAAACGGUAUAUUGCUCAAAUGCAACGUUGUAAGCAACAAAUUGAAAGUGUUACCGAAGAUGACGUAGCGGAAAUUAAGCAGGAUAUCAGUGCUUUCCGGCGUGAAUUACUUAGCAUUCUACGAAAUGCUGGCUUCAAUACCGGUCCUAUUGAUCCUAAGCAAAAAACAAUUUCUCGAAGCAAGAAACGAAGUUUGAUUGCGGAACGUCGAUUACUGAGUGGUGUAACGGAAUCGAUGAGUAUUCCGAUGCCGGAACGAUUACUGAAUGGUACCAGUGAUGAUGAUACAGAAGAGCCUCAUGAAGUGGAUCGAAAAGAACGCAGAGGUUUACCUGUUCCAAAGCCAGCAGUGAAAUUUGCAAGUAGACUUAAAAAGAAGGUAUUACCACAUGUAAGAACAAGUAAUGCUGUAAUUAAACCACGUUUUGUGAGGAAAGCACCAGGUGGAUGGCCGUUUAUUUCACGUGGUUUAGAAACGAAUCUUAAUGCUUUAAUCGAUAUCUAUUCUUUACCUGCUGAUAUGAAACCAUCAAAAAUAGCACGAUCGACUGCUAAAUCUCAUGCUAUCGAAAGUACGGAAAAUGACGAUGAAGAUUUGGAAUUAGUUGUUGAUAGUGAUGAGGAUGAUGAUAUUAUUGAUAACGAUAAAGAAGAGAGUAUCAAUCAGAGCAGUCAAGAAAAUGAUAAAAUGAAUCGGGGUCAUUUUUCGAAGAAAGCACAUCGUUAUCGUUCGGGAAGUAUUUGUUUAGAAAUGGGUUAUCAAGAAGAUCCACCAUUUAAAUUGUGA